Molecule: messenger RNA, 2008 nt
Organism: Pipra filicauda (Wire-tailed manakin)
Lineage: Eukaryota; Metazoa; Chordata; Aves; Passeriformes; Pipridae
Gene: EVA1A
Product: eva-1 homolog A, regulator of programmed cell death
Exons: 8
Coding region: 28-1473 (481 amino acids)
Molecular function (GO): carbohydrate binding
Source: RefSeq, a predicted model, not a curated record
GAAUACAAGCCGUGAGGACACUUAAGGAUGUGCUGCCCAGACGUGUCUCCCACCUCCAUCUUCCUCCUGGGACUCAUGUGCUUGACAGCUUUCAGCAACUUUGCUAAGACUUCUGCAGACUUCUCAGGUUACAUAUCACAGGUGCUAAAGAACUACACUGACCAUGCCUGCGACGGAGAAUAUGUCUCCCUGAGAUGUCCUCACAGAACCACCAUCAGCAUCCAGUCUUCUUUUUAUGGCCGAAUUGUACCAAGCCAUCAGAUGUGUCCUUCUCGCUAUCCCCACUCCUAUGCAACUUUAAUUAAAGAAGAUGUUGCCUGUUCAGUUGGCACUUCUCUUCAGAAGAUGCUGGAUGAGUGCCAGGACAGGCGGAGCUGCCAGUUCCUCGUCAAUAGCCGGCUCUUCGGGACAGAUCCGUGCCCUGGAACUGGCAAGUACCUCAUUGUGUGGUACAAGUGCAGGCCAAAUGAAUACAAGAGUAAAGUAGCCUGUGAAGAUGACAAGCUGAGGCUAAGCUGUAAGAAGAGCAUGGUGAUAGCCAUUUACUCUGCUAUCUUUGGGAGGACACAAGGAGGCAGCCUGGAGUGCCCAUACCAAAACCUAGGGAUGCCCAUGAUUGAGUGUCAGUCAGCUACUGCUCUCCAGCUCAUGAUCAAGCGCUGUCAUGGGAAAAGAAGCUGCAGCAUAUAUGCCAGCACCUAUGAAUUUGGAGAUCCUUGUUACCCAGGCAUCCAAAAGCAUCUUAAUGUCAUCUACACCUGUGUUCCCAAGAAGCUUCUGCAUGAAACUCAGCCAAGACCAACCAAUUAUCAAGGAUAUCAGAAGCCACAUUUUCCACUGCAGCCAAGAGUGUUUGAUCUCAAUGUUAUAGGGGACGGAGUGUUCCUUUCUGAUGUCUCUCCUUCCAGUAUAGGACGAGCUCUCCCAGCAGAGAAGAAGAAAGGGAGAUCUGCCACUUUCUACCCUCUAGACAACACCCCUCUCCUGCUUCCUGUGGAUGAGACACAACCGCCAGUGCUCUCCAGCAGCAUGGAGCCUGUGGGCGUCAGCACGGAGAUGGCCCUGCUCAGCAAUAUCCUGGCAGCCUAUGCCUUCAUCACAGAAAACCCCGAGCGGGCUGCUCUGUAUUUUGUCUCCGGAGUGUGCAUUGGACUUGUCCUGACCCUGCUGGCCCUGGUGCUCAGGGUGUCCUGCCGGACGGACUGCAAACGCUCCUCCUCCAAAAAGCCUCCUCGGGAGCGGGAGAGCGACAGCGACAGCAGUGACAGCGACGACGAUUCGGACACCACCUCGGACCUGUCUGCCCGCAGGCACCGCAGGUUCGAGAGGACUUUGAACAUGAACGUCUUCACUUCGGCGGAGGAGCUGGAGCGGGCACAGCGGCUGGAGGAGCGGGAGCGCAUCAUCCGGGAGAUCUGGAUGAACGGCCAGCCCGACAUCCCAGGGACCAGGAGUCUCAACCGCUACUACUAAAGUGAUUGGGAGUCCAACUGUCCUGCCCUACGCCCUGGGGCUGCUCCACACCGGAUAGAGGAGGGGGGGGUGGAAUAUUUUGUGGGUGUCUCCCCUUUUCCUAUCAGGUGUGCCACCUGGAGUGGUGUGGAUGGACAGCAAUAAAGCUUUCCCCAUCUCCUUCUCCCUGACAUGUUGCUAUCACCCCUCUUCACAGACACUUUCUGGUUUCAACAGAGGUGGUUGCCAACUUCAUUUCUUAGUAGCAGGCAGGAAGGUGACAAUUACAGUCCUCCCACAUGGGAUAUGGUGUUCAGCACGCUGCAAUAUGAGUACUUCUCUCUUGGCUGAGGAGAGAAGUCUCCCAGGAGUUGGUUUUCAUGUAGGAUUUUUUGGUUUCCCUUUCCUGAGGACUGUGGGAGCACUAUGAACAAAAUGACAAAUCUGGAAAGAUGAUUUGAGGGGGGAGGGGGAAGUGCAUCCUGACGGAUUGUCUUGUGACUUCAGAAGCCAUGAGAUUACCCUGAUUAAAACCCAACAGCAAAUAGGACUUGUU